CAGGAAACUCCAUGAUCUGGCUCUGGAGCCCAGGGAAGGAAAAACAGCCACUGAGAAGAGAGAGGCAGGGGUAGCUGGGAAAUCUAGUAGCAAGCAGUGAGCACAGGCCUGAGCCAGCCAGCUGCAUUACCUGCCCCCCUAUCCUCUAAGCGGACGGACCCCCGGGGGUGGUGAACAGGUUCUCUGGGCACUGCACGGAGCAGAGUGACACAACGACCCCCCACUGCCAGCCAAGAGGAGCCUGAUAAGGAGGGGCUGCUGCUGCCAGGACAUCAACAACAUCCCCAAACCAACAACAACAAGAAUGAGAGGGAAGCAGUAAACCGGGGCAGGCUUUAUUGCUCUUUGUUGUGGCAUUUAUUAACCCCCCCUGCUCCGGAGGCCUGGGAGGAAGGGGCAGCUGCUGCCUGUCAUCCGCACGGUGCUGCCCACAAACUUCAGCUGCCGGAGGUAAAAAAAAUGGAACUCUAGCAAUUCUUGUGCCGUCAUCUCGCAGCUCUGAAGGAACACUAAGGGAGCAGGUGAAGAGUACCUGACUCUGCCUCUUCCCACCGCACAGUGACUGCGCCAUGCCGGGCUGUGAGGAUCGCAUGCAGACCUAACGCCCAUACUGUGCCGCGAUGAGCAGGUACAAGAGAGAAGAGAGAACAAAAUGAAUGGCGGCAGCGAAAGUGGAGGAGGAGAUAACUAUGGAGGGGUCCCGAUGGUCCAGGUGCCCAUUGGUUGGCAAAGGAGGGUGGAGCCAAGCACCGUGGUCUAUAUCAGUCCCAGUGGUACAAUUCUUACCUCUAUGGAUCAGUUGCGGACUUACCUAGUAACUGAUGGAACUUGUAAGUGUGGGCUGGAGUGUCCCCUGAACAUCUAUAAGGUUUUUAACUUUGACCCAAGAGCAAUGGUUAAACGGCGCAGUGCGGAGGACGUGAAAGCUGAAGAGGACAUGACCAAACUCUGCAACCAUCGUAGGAAAAUUGUAGCCCUUGCAGCUCUGUAUAAAAGCAUUGAGAGUACACCCCUUGCACUACAAAGUCAAGCUGCUGGAUGUGGCUCAAGUCAGAGCUUUAAUGCAACAUCCACCAGCCCAAAGAUGGGGCAACAUCCUUGUUCCCUGGAUCCUGACAUCUUCACCAAACUGAUGAUGGAAAAGGCCCACAACAUGUCUGCUCACCACUUGGAAAAAACCCUGGAUCACAAGUCAGAUACUUUCACUCCCCACCCUGGAGAAAGGUACUCAGACUUGCGAUCUAACCAGCGGCCUGCCUUACCUAGACAGCAUAGGACUUCUCUUGGCGAGUCCUAUGCCUUAAGGAACUGUCCACCAGUGCCAUCAAAUGGUAAUUACGAGGUGUUUUCAAGGACUCCACAAGCCAUAUCUCACGAACUGAGUACCAGUUCUUUUACACAAGUUACGUCUUCCCAGAAUCGGCCUUCCUACCCCUCAUGUAGUCAAGAACUUUCAGGCCUGUCCCCCAAACCAUUAGCUCUUAAUUCCUGUAGUUUUGUGCCAGGUGGCACCUUCAAUCGGACGCUUGAUGAAUCUAUUCAGGGCCCACAGCGAUCAUUUGGGCCCACAGCGAUCAUUGAAAAAGAUCCACUGGGUAUUUUGGACUCUCACAGCUGUAGGCAACCUAGCCCAAAGCACCGUGUAUUGAACUCUCCUCCCUUAAUUCAGUCUCAGGUUCCCUUAAUAAACACUUACCCUACUUCUGAACACAACCCAGGCAACCAUUCAUCCACAGCCCUACCCCCUCCAUUCUCUCCAUUCACACGUAGUGGAGUUCUCACAUCUCCUUCUACUACUAGAUCCUCCAUAUCCUCCAUUUCUUCUCCAGCUGGUAGUGUGGAGCCAUCCCCUCAGCGGUCCCGCCAUUCAUCAGCCUCCUCUGAGCACUUUCCUGCCCCUAUAAGGUCAAGCUCAAGAUCUCCACGCCCCGUCAGCUCCCCUAAGCGCUCUGUGCCCCACAGUCCAAAAGCAAUACUUGAAGGCCUCCCUCCCUUUGGGCAGGCCCAACUGGGAUCCUCUUCAAAUGCCAGCCAUGCCUUAACCCACCAAAGCAAUAAAACAGCACCACCGGUGUCUUUGGGAGCAGCGCAAGGCUUACUGGGCUUUCCCCUCGGAUGCAUAUUGGGUCAGCAAGCCAGUGCUUCAUUUCCUGCUAGCAGCCUUCUUACAGCAGCUGCAAAGGCCCAAAUGGCUAAUCAAACCAAACCUGAUGCCACAGCCCCUAGCACUUUACCCAGCCGAGUGCUGAAUCCCAAUGCUUUGCUUUCUGCAGCUGUCAUGCAAGAAGGUCAGGCCCUUACCAGCAGGACUCACUCCCAGAAAAGGGAUUUAUUGGUGAAGCGCAAAAGACAAAGGAAUUCUCCAGGCCCUGAUGCCAGUCCUCAGGAUGUUAGUGGGCACAAUCCUACUAGCCCUAGUGGACUUUCCAGAUUGAAUUCUUGUUUAAAGUUAGCAGGAACUGCGGGGCAACUCGAGGAAGACAUGGGAAGAUCCAAAGUCAUUCAUUCGCACUCUGUUUCUGGUCAUGCUCCCCCUUCACUUCAAAUGCCUCGUUCAUUAGUAGAGGAGUCCCCAUGCCAAAGCAAAACUCCAAGCCUGUCUCCUGCUUCCCAAGAUAUCAGCAACCAUCUUCUUGGCCUUGUAGGGCAACUAGUCCAGACUUCUACAGAGCAGAACUCAGGGACUUAUUUCCCACUGAAGUUACCAUCUACACCCACUAGCGCAACAUCCUCUUCUGUCCGACCCAGUCAGUCUCCAGUACCAAAAUCUCCUGUCCCUAGCCUGCCCCAGAGCCAUGUUGCAGACGGCAGCAAUGAGAUGCCAUGUUCUCUGACUAAUGCUGGGGAUAGCUUCCCCCUUUUGGGACACGAGCACGUCAUGCCAUUUUCUGCUACCCCUGCCCUAUUAAACUUAGCAAUGCUGGGGUCAUUGCCUCUUUCCCUCAGCUUAAAUCAGCACCAACAGCUUCUUAACCAAGGUUUGCUCAAUUUACUUUCCUCCUCUUUAAUGGGUAGUACAGAACUUGGCCUGUUGGGACUCCAAAACCCGCCUAUGGCGUUGCCCUCUGCCAUGGGUGAUCCUGACUCCAGUGCUGUACAGGCUUUAUUAAUGGCAUCUCUACUACAUAAUCCUCUUUUACCACUCGGAGGGCUUGGGUUACCACAGCUCGAUCUUCCACCACAAAACCAACAGCAAAGCGCCCUCUUGUCAUCCCUUGCACCUUUGUUGGACGCUUUGCCUGCACCGCAGAAUGACACAACUGAGAAGCAUGAGGCAUCAAUGACAUUGCCUGAAACGUUCCCUGAAAACGCCCUUCAGCCAUUGCUAUUCCCACCGGUCUCUGCCUCUCCAGCCCUUAUUGCUUUGAAUUCUGCACUGCUGGCUGCCAGUCUUGGGGCCGUUGACUCCUCUGCCUGCCCUGGACAGAGCUGUAUCAAUGCCUCCUGUACCGGAUCCGGUUCCAUCACUACAACCACUAACUCGCCUGCCUUAUCAGAGGGGAAGCUCCCUCCGUCCGAACCACACAGCCCAUUCCACCUCCACCAGCCACAACCCCCUGGCAGGCUUCAUACUCUAAUGCCGCCUCUGCUCAACCCUUUGCUUACUGCUGGAUUGCUAGGGGAUCUUGCAGCUCUGAACACUAGCGCCGGUGCCCAGAUGGGAAGUCUCCAGUCUCUUUUGGGGGCACAUGCCCUGCUACAAAACCAGCAGGCUUUUUUACCGUCUCUCCCGGGGGCGCUGGGAAUGCAUUUCUUCCACGGACAGUCCCUUUUGCAAGGACCGCGCACCAACAACCAGAACCAUUCAUCAUCCUCAUCAGAGAAAGAAAUCAACCCAUCACCCCACCCAGAAAUCUGCGUUACUACUACAUCGCAAAUCCCGUCAAGUUCCCAGCAGACCUUGGACUCCAGUUUUCUCUCACAACGAACUGAUCUGACUAACAAGUCUCAAACUUUGCCGCUUACCCCCUUGCGGCCUGGUUCCUUUGUUUCCAACACCUCAAGUGCCUUUGAAUCCAGCCCCAUCCCCAAAGGCCCCCCUUUUCAGGGACCAGUCCAUAUUGACCUUCCUCCAGACACACCUUCUGAUCCCCCAAGAACAGACACAUUAUCCCAGUCAAUGGACCCUUCUGCCUCAGAAACAGAACCAGAGGCGUCUCCACUGAAAAAGUGCAGACUCCUAACUGAUUCUGUCUUUCCCUCUGAGGUCCCUAAUGGAGCUUCUCCAAACAUUCUCCCUUGGAUGGGCUCCCCUCACCCAUCCAACACAGUAAAUCAUCCUGAAUCAUUGGAUCUUUCGAAGGGCAAAGAACGGGGCUACAGGUUCAAUGGUCGAUCUCGGGCUGAGAGAUCAUAUGGUCGUAGGCCUCGUGGUGAUAGGUUUUCCAGCUCCAGACACUCUUACUGGAGAUAUAAUGGGGAAGAUACCUCGCAGAAUGAUGGAGAGGAAGCAGGACAGAGCCAAGAAAUCGCACAACCAGUGCUGGGAAUCCCUCCAUUUACACACCAUUGGCAUGAGGAAGGAGAACAGCCAAGGGAGCAGGAGGUGGAUGUGCCACCCCAGCUGCUGAAACGCUCCCGUAGAGGAAGAAGAAGAGGCCAAAAUUCCCAGAGGAUGGGCUCUCGUAUAGAAGCUGUUCCUGCAAAAUGGCCAACUAUAGAUCCCGCCAAUGGUUUAAAUGCUGAACGUCCCAUUAUCCGCCAGAACCGCCCUGGUCGACCAGCCAAGAACAGACGACGGAGGAUCAUUUAGAAUAAUGUAACCAUGCUGAUUCUUAGCACCGUAUCCGACAGACCGGUGUCUGUUCAUCUACACCUCAGAGGCACUUCCCCAGUACAGUCGGCUCCUCUCCAGUGUGGGCUUAGGCCGGGCCCACUCCAUUCACAGCGCUUUAUUUAGUGUUGGGAUCUUUGUAUGAGAUUUAUAACACUAGACAUAUAUCCUUUGACAUAUUAUAGCUCCCCCUUUUUUCUGUAAGAGGGCAAGGGGCGGCAUAUCUGUGCGGUUUUCCAGGGUGUUGAGGUAGGAGCAGACUAUUAUCCCCACUUCUAAAUUCUCGUUUGUAUAUAGUAAUAUUUUAGCGGCAUCUUGACGUUUUACGACAAGAAAUGGGCUCUGAAGAAACACUGUAAUCAGGUCUAGAUGCCUAGUGGCCCCAAACUGGUGUUGGUCUAAAGGUCCCAGCAUACUUUGCCAGCCAUAUCACUAAUGAUGUAUACUGGGACUUGUGUAACCCAAGUGGAGGACCACUAGAUGCUGGUAUCUACUCGCUAGAAAAUCCAUGAACCAUCAAGUGAUUCUGAUAGGCUCCUAAAAGCACAAUCUACACGAUCACAUCCUCUCACGUGCUGUUCCUUUGUCCAUUACAUUAAUUUAUUUAUUCUGUUUUAUGUAAAUGUUUUUCUCCUAUCCUUUCUACAUUCUGGUACUUUUGGUUUGGAAGUGUAAAAUGCUAAAACAGUCAUUGUCCUGGUCACUAAUGCACAUGUCACAGGUUUUGUAGGUUUUCUGGUUUCUCACUUGUACUGUUUGCCUCCAUUUCACCUUGCAGCACCUUUAAGGUCUCGUACAUACAAUAUACGUACAUUUUACUAUCUGUAUACAACCUCCAUAGACUUCAUUGCAGAGGUCCGCACACAGCGCCGCCUCUCCAGUGAACUCCAUUCGGGAAGUGGCUUUUGUGAAUCUCAAAACCCUCAUUUUCCAGCUAGGUGAAGGCCCCAGCAGUGGGAUCCCCAACUCUCAAGCAUUUCCUAAGAUAGGAAUAACCCUUGGACUACUGGAGGUCACUACUUUCUUUUUCUGGCAAAGUUGCUGUUUUAAUGGCUAGGGCCCAACUCUCCCAUCGAAACCAUUUUUAUCAGAUGCCGGGCUGUUUGUACAGAGCAUGGAAAUAACACGCGUUUUAAGACAUUAGCUGAUAAAUCAUCUGCAUCCACUAAAUGAGAUUUCCUACAUUAUAUAGAAGGGAGUCCCAUAUAUUACAAGUGACCCCUGCACAAUAUCUGACCAGUUAUCGCUAAAUUUCGGAUCCAAUAUACUGUCUUGCAUAUAAACAUUUUAACAGCGCACUUUUUAAUCUGUGUCUAAUGAUGAACUAGGCGGCAUGAAAUGUAAUGCCACAACGGCACAUAACCGUAUAUAGGAGUAAUGAUCGUAAGUAUCACAUGCAAACGACAUAAUCGGUCUCUUAUUCUUUAUAUCCUGGUAACUGGUGUGUUAUCAAGUAUUCUCUGCGGGCAGUAGAGAGAAGACGAUUAGCUGAGAAUUACGGUAUUUUUAUAGGUAAUUUUAUAAAUGUAUGCUAUAGGAGGGUAACAGAGGACCUGUCAUGUCUUCUGAUUUAGUAAAUACUUGCAUUCCCCAUUAACUCACAAGAAUCGCGGCAAAAAAAGUCUGAAUACACACUACCUGUUCGCACUGAGUUUUUGGUGCAGUUUCUGAGUGGAAUCAGCACUAAAAAUCGCCUCUAAACAGCCCCCCAUUCAUUGCAAUCGGAAGCAGCACUUUUUCCAAAUGAAAAAAAAAAAGAAGCAGCAACAUCAUGCCCUAUCUUGGCCGCUCUGAAUCUCCCAUUGAGCUGAAUGGGAAGUGGCAAAAAACGCUCAGUAUGCGUCCGUGCAUUUUUAUCCAUCCGCACCAAAAAACACAAGCUGAAAUGCCGAUAUGCAUUGGAGUGUAACCCCCCCCACCUUCCCCUAAGAAAAACGGUGCAAAAAAAAUAGUGGGCCAAA
Molecule: messenger RNA, 6735 nt
Organism: Bufo bufo (common toad)
Lineage: Eukaryota; Metazoa; Chordata; Amphibia; Anura; Bufonidae
Gene: MBD6
Product: methyl-CpG binding domain protein 6
Exons: 13
Coding region: 653-4753 (1366 amino acids)
Molecular function (GO): DNA binding
Source: RefSeq, a predicted model, not a curated record